Messenger RNA from Aplysia californica (California sea hare), 3862 nucleotides. Its product is annotated as insulin-like growth factor-binding protein complex acid labile subunit. Gene Ontology annotation, molecular function: protein binding. Lineage: Eukaryota; Metazoa; Mollusca; Gastropoda; Aplysiida; Aplysiidae. The transcript is spliced from 3 exons. The record is from RefSeq and is a predicted model, not a curated record. Bases 325 to 3012 code for a protein of 895 amino acids.
AAGGACGACGGAAUUUUAUAGAGAGCCCAAGACUUCAGCACACACCUGUAUUCUGAAGACACCCAUGACUGGGGAGCUUUGAAUAGACAUAGCAUUUGGAGGAAAGUGAAGAAGUCACCAGUCACAAAACUUUUUCGAUUUUAUCCUGACACUUAUCCUCUCUACAUUAUAUCCCAACAUAUGGUUCUAGAUCUACAACCAUAACUGUUGGUUAAGGGGAUUCGAAUUUUGUCGGUUUGUCACCUGCUCCCAGAGAGGUAACACUGACAACAGCGCACAAGUGAGAAAGACCGGAUUUACUUGUGACAGCUCUUGCAAAACAAGAUGGCAUCCCGGCAACCGUCCACAACUCUGUUGGUUUUCUUAAAGCUGUUGUGUCUCUUCUUCACCUCGUACGAACACGUGGAGGCAGCGCAGACCUUAAAAUGCUCACAGCUUCUCGAGUCUUUCACCCAGUGCAACUGUUCCAGCCAGUUUAUAAACGGAGUAGAGACCUUGGAUCCGGUGCUGGACUGUUCCAAUCGCAACCUGCUGUCCGUUCCCGACCCACAGAGCUUCGACUUUACAAUAGCAGAGUAUCGCCUCAACGACAACCGUAUAACUUCCUUGCAGGCUAGUGCUUUCGCAGGACUACGGAUUCGGAGUCUGGAUCUUAGCGGAAACAACAUCGGCGACGUAUCGCCCGAUGCCUUCUUGGAGCUUCAAAACUACACUCAAACUCUAAUCCUGCAAGGAGACGGACGGGUCAGCCCACCCAAAUCUGCCUUUCUCAAACUACCCUACUUGGAGUCCCUGACUCUUAAGAAAUACUCCGUGAAUAUGCUGGGUGAUAACCAGGAGCACAGCUUCUUCCUGGCGUUUUCUCUGCUGUCCACACUGACUCUGGAUAACUGCGGGAUCACCUCCAUAGAACCCGAAGCUUUCAACGGGCCAACGAAGCUGGAAACCUUGAAUAUUCUGAACCAACCUCUCGUUGAGAUGCCAAUAGACGCUCUACGGUCAACACACAUAAAACAUCUAAAGAAGUUGUUCAUAACGGGCACGAGGAUCAGCGCUGUGACCUAUGAAGUUUUUGAGAAGAUGAACAAAAUUGAAGAGAUUGACCUUUCUGGGAAUGAGAUAGGCGACAUAGAGGAAUACAGUUUUCGUGGCGUGGGCGACACUCUAAAAAAACUGACUGUGUCCAACAACGUCAUCACAAGCAGCAGAGUGCAGGGACUACGGGACAUCGCAUCGCUAACACACUUGGACAUGUCCAGAAAUCCAGACCUGACCUCCUUACCCAACCUCUCCCAGCUGGGCUCCACGGACGGCCUGGAUCUAUAUUUGGACAACUGUGACAUUUUCGAAGUCCGAGAGACAGAACUUGCUGGAGUUGCGUCGACCCUACGCUCGCUGGACUUGACUGGCAAUAGGAUAAGCGUCAUUCACGCCAACGCUUUCACUGGGGUGACCCAGUUGCAGGUCUUGAGAUUGGAUAACCAGCGAGGUGUGUCCCGGUUCGUCGUUCCCACGUCUCUCGCCCAGGCGAAAAGUUCUCUCCAAGAACUGUAUAUAUCUGGACAAGUACUCGACGCCACGAGCCUGUGGCAGGUCGUAUCGCAGCUAACCAAUCUCCGAGUUCUGAAUCUAGCCACAGCAGGACUCGCCCAAAUACCAGACCGGGUGCUGGAGCAGCUGUCUCUCCUCCAGGAACUGCAUCUGGACGAUAACAGACUGACGGCUCUGACACAAGAGAGCCUGCUAGGGCCGAUGCGAUCUCUGCGCUCGCUAUACCUGUCCGGAAACUUGUUGACCACGCUUCCCCACUGCCUCCUGCAUCAGUACGAGCUCCCGUCCCCACCGCUGGAAAUGAGCCUCAACGGCAACCCACUCAUCUGCGACUGCCGCCUCCGCUGGAUACUCGCGGCUGUUCGGGACAAUAAAGUGACCUUCAACUCUGGAGCAGAGCCGACGUGCUCUCCGGACAACUCCCAGUUGUUGGACAAAUCCGAAGCCGCACUCACGUGUAACAACAGCUUCAUGGAGAGCCCAUGCGAGGACUACUACGUCAGCAGCACUAUCAGCCCGGGAGACACGACACCGGAGUCAGACCCCCUGAGGGUGGAUGCCACCCGGAUCGAGGAGCAGUCCAUCAGCAUCUCCUGGAGUAUUUCUAUAACGACUGGCCUGAGCCACUUCAAGGUGGAGGUCAGAGACGAGGGGGACAAUGUCGUGUUUCGGAGAGACAACCUGGCAACCACUACUACCUCAGCUGUGGCUACGGGACUCAUUCCAGGCGGCUACUAUAGCUACUGUGUGUUCGCGGUGUACAGCGCGAGCGUCAGCCCGGACUGUGGCACAGCCCGCACUCUGGGCGGCGGCCAGGACCCCGACAAGCAAACGGACGGCAUAUCCGAGGAAGAAAUUGGCAUCAUCGUGGGCGCCGUGGUGGGCGCCGUGCUGCUGCUGGUGCUCCUGGGCGCCAUCCUGUACCUGGCCGUGAUUCGACGUCGACGAGACAAGAAGCUGCAGGGCGGCCCGGCCUCCUCGGCGGCCCCGGCACACGUGCAGCCCCGCGCCUUCGCCAAGUCCGAGCUCCCCGGCAUGGCGACCACGGAGACCCGUACCUUCACACGGCCCAAGAAACCUCCCGGUCAGGCUGAGGGUCGGGCUCAAGGAGGGGGUCGGCGCGGAGAUGAGGAGCAGGGUGGUAGCAUGCAGGUGUUGGCCAUCAGCGACGGCAUGACGGGGAGCGGGAACGUCGGGCGCGCGCACCGCCUCCUCUCCAACGACGGCUACAAGGACAUGAGCGGCAGCAGCAACAUGCUGGAGGUGUUGGGGGUCGCCAAAGAGGACGGGAAGGAUUCGGACCAGUCCUUCCAAUCGAUAUACGAGAACGACCACGGCCCCCUGCCUCCCACGCCUAGCUCUGCGGGCAACUCCCGCCCGCCCUCCUACGGUGCUUACUACAACGAGGGUUACCAAGGGGACAAGUAUGACCAGAUACACGAGAGAGAAGUCAACUUGUGAGGACGGAGUGACAGACGGCACACGAUACUUUGGUGAAGUACUUAUUUCCACCAGGUGUUAAAAUACCGUUGGCGGAAGUUGUGUUGGCGGAAGUUGUGUGGGUGGAAAAGGGACAACUGGAGGCAAAAUAUUAUGAUGACAGAACUGAGUAAAAAAUAGUUUUGGUGAGAAAAUGACAGUUGUCAGAAAUACACUGUUGACAAAUGACAGCUGGCCGCUGUUCUGUGUCAGUGGUGACUGUAAAACACUUUCAGUCGACUAAAGAAUGGUUUUCAUAGAAUGUUGUGCGAGAUAGAAAUUGAAUGUGGUCACAAAGUUGAUUCUAUGAGAUGAACAUUUCUUUCUGAGGAAUUCAAUGCCUGAAAAAAAAAACGCGAAAUGGAAUCAAAUUGUAUCAGAAAGAGAACCUUAAAAAAACUGAGCUUCAGGAGGAUAUGUGUGGCCUGUAGAAGAGGCAAGCAGUGGGUGGAGUUAAAUACGACAAUCUGUUAGUUGCAAAGUGUCUAGACGUGGCUGACGAGAAAGGAAGGUGAACAUAAAGAAAGUGACUCGCUGUGCAAGGGAAACAUUUGUGUUAUCAAAGAACAAGUCUUUCUUCCAACAGAUACAUGCAUCCACUUUUAUUAGAAUGACUCCUAAUGCUAUGGGCUGUGUCAUUGGUUGUGACAUGACACAUGACAUCACUCUCAAAGAUCCUAUGAAGAGAAGAGCUCUCCUUCAGAAAACAAAACAAAACGCAGAAAGAAAGGAUUCGAUCUAUGAUAGAGCAAACCCAUACUUUAGAUCACACAAAAAAAAUACAACACUGUUUUAAUCACCAGACAUAUGAAUAUCCAGAAAGCAGGAAAAA